Messenger RNA from Juglans microcarpa x Juglans regia, 1548 nucleotides. Its product is annotated as LOB domain-containing protein 36-like. NCBI's taxonomy places the organism in Eukaryota, Viridiplantae, Streptophyta, Magnoliopsida, Fagales, Juglandaceae. The record is from RefSeq and is a predicted model, not a curated record. The transcript has 2 exons. The coding region runs from base 254 to 1378 and encodes 374 amino acids.
UUUGGGGAGAGGUUAGGGCCGGACGGGUGAGUUACGGACUUUUACACCAUUUAAUAGAAUUUUGACACGUAAGUAUUUCAAGUGAACAAUAAUAGAACUACAAACAUGUAAGUAAAUCUCAUUUUCCUUUUUCUCUCUUUCCUCUCGUCGCGCUCUCUCUCCCUUCUCUCUCUCUCUUCUUUCUAGUGCGCUCUCUCUCCUCGCUCUGCCAUUGCUAAGGUCUUAUUCGUCUUAAAGGAUUUUGAGAGGCAAGAUGUCGUCUUCGAACUCUCCCUGCGCAGCGUGCAAGUGCAUGAGGAGGAAGUGCACGCAGGAGUGCUCGUUCGCACCCUAUUUCCCGCCGGACCAGACCCAGAAGUUCGCAAACAUACACAAGGUCUUUGGCGCCUGUAACGUGAGCAAGCUUCUCAACGAGCUCCACCCCUCGCAGCGCGAGGACGCCGUAAAAUCGUUGGCAUACGAGGCAGAAACUCGUCUGCUGGACCCGGUGUAUGGUUGCGUUGGCCUCGUCUCCAUGCUUCAGCAUAGGAUGAGACAGAUUCAAAAUGAUAUUGUCCAUGCCAGGAGAGAGCUUGCCAGCUACAUUGGGCCGCAGGCCGCAAUGCUCCCCGUUGUGCAACAGUACCCGGGGAUAGGGUAUAUGCCCCAACAGCAGCACCCGGGCAAUCCUUCGUCCUCGGUUGUUUUACCCCAACAGCAGCACCCGGGCAAUCCUUCGUCCUCGGCUGUUUUACCCCAACAGCAGCACCCGGGCAAUCCUUCGUCCUCGGUUGAUUUACCCCAACAGCAGCACCCGGGCAAUCCUUCGUCCUCGGCAGUUUUACCCUACAACAUGUCGCCAAUGCUUGGGAUUCCUAUCAGGGCUCCGACGCGUGGUGGGGCAUUGGUGAUUCGCGAGCCCCGGCCCCAUCCCCAGCACCAGCACCACCAAUAUCAGUUAUUUGAGGCACAGCAAUUGGCAGCGGCUUUGGCUGCGGCUGCGGCAGCGCAACAGGAACUUUUACUGGCUUAUGAGCAGCAGCAACAACUGCUGCAGCAUAUGCAUCUGCACCCGGACCAGCAACAACCAGAGCUUGUAAUGUUCAACAGUGGAUUAAUCGACCCAGCGGCCUUAGCGGGCAGUUCGGUCACUGCUAGUGGGUUCAACCAGAUGAAUGCUGCUAUGCCGCCUUCGUUAACUCUGGGCGCAUAUGAGAACCUUUUCGAAAUUGAACUGCAGCAAGGGGAACAUCACGACCCUUCUGAUCACCACCAUCAACUUGAGGCGCAGCUCUUGCUCCAACAACAACAGGCACAAGCACAUAAAAAAGGCAAGCAAAUCGUGCAGCAGCCUGAGGUUGAUAGCAAGAAGAGUAGUACUGUUGGUCUGUACUACUGAUUUUUCUUCACCGAAUCCCUUUAAGCACAUUCCCGUUUUUCAUCAAGUCGAUUUUCAUUCUAGGUACGUAUGUGCUGUUAGAAGUGAAAUGAGAACUCAAAAUGAAAAAACAUUGUGGAGAAAAUCUAACUCUCAUUCAUCCAACGAUUGAUACAAAAACUUCUGCUAUA